AUGAAAAAAUAUUUGGUUUUUGAGAACUCUCAAUACUCUUACAUUAUUAACAGUAUCAAAAAUGGAAAUGAAUCAGAAAUGCUAGCUGGUUUGAAUGACUUUUAUGAACAAUUAAAUUUAUCAGCUGAUGGAGGUUUAAGCAAUUCUAACUUGGAAGAAUAUAUUAAUGUUCUGAUUCAUGUUAUAAAAAAUCCCCAUAUAAGUUAUAACAGUGUAUAUGGAAAAAAUGAUAAUAAUAAUAAUAAUAAUAAAAAGAUAUCAAAAAGUUCAUUAAAUGAUAAGAAGGUAUCAUCUGAUAAAAUAAAUGAAGUAGUAGGCAGUGGUAUUAAUAGCUUUUUCAAAAUAAUUCAAGAACACAUAGGUGUAUAUGCUUCAGAUUUUGAUGAUAAUUAUAGUGAUUUAGAUUAUAGUGAUAAUGAAAAAAAAAAAAAAAAAAAAAAAAAAAAAAAAAAAAAAAAAAAAAAAAAAAAAAAAAAAAAAAAAUACAGAAAAAAAAACAAUAAUGAUAAAGAAAGAAAAAAAAAUUCUGAAACGCUUAGUAGUAAAGAUGAAGAAAAAGAUGAAAAAAGUAGUAAUAAAAGAGAAGUUAUAAUAGAAUCAGAUGAAAAAAGUAGUGAAUUGGAUACUUAUUCUGAUUCAUCUAGUAAUUCUAGUGUUACAAGUGAAUGUAGUUUAGAAUCAGAUAAUGAAAAAUUAUUUCUUAACGAUGCAAAUCCUAUAGAUGUAAAAUAUAUUAAUAUUAUUUAUACUGCAACAUGUUGUAUAUAUACUAUAUUGGAUAUAUAUCCUAAUUCAAUAAAAUACCUAAUUAAUAAUAAAGAAGGAGUUUAUAUAUUAAACAAAAAAUUAAAUGAUAUUGAAUAUAUAGAUGUAGCUGAAGUUAUCUUAAAAAUUUUUGAAAAAUUAGUAGAAAAAGAUCCUAUGUUUAUAUUAAAAAAAAAAAGUAUUAAGUAUAUGUUAAUGCAUAUAGAUUUUUAUAAUGUAAAUAUUCAAAAAAAAAUAUUCUUUUGUAUUAUUCAAAUGAUUAAUAAUAUAACAAAAUAUAAACAUAUUACAAAGUAUAUCACUCCAUACUGUAGCAUAUUUAUUAACUUUUUUCAUUUUCAUUACAUUCACAUAUUAAAUAUUAUAUGUACCUUAUGGAGAUCAUUACUUGAUAAAAUGAUAACCUUGCGAUUAGAAGAUGAAAAUAAAUUAAGAAAAAAAGAAAAAAAUGAAAAAUCAAUUUCAAAUUUAGAAGAAAAACAUUUUUCAAAAAAAAAUUCAAAAGAAGUUUCUUAUUUAAGUAAAGUAGUUGAAAAAAAAGAAAAAAAAAAGAAAAUAGAAAGUAGUAAUUUAAUUGAUGUAGAUAAAAAGAAAAUGGGUUCCUCAUAUAAAAUUGAGGAUAAAAAAAAUAUAAAAGAUCAAAAGAAUAAAAAAAUCGAAGUAAGUGAAGAAGUAGAGGAAGUUAUAGAAAUAUCAGAUGAAGAAUAUGCUAACGAUUUAAUUAAUAAAAAAGAUAUUCAUAUAAUAGAUGAUGAUAAAGAUGAUAAAAAAAUAAAUAAGGAACAAAGAAAAAAAAAAGAAAAUUCAAAUAAGAAAAAUAAAAAAAAAACAAAAAAUUACAUAAAAGAUGAAGAAGAAAAAAAAGGAAAAAGUGAUGAAGAAUUAAUAAAAAUAAGAAAAGAUAACAGUAAAUGUGAUUAUGAUAAAAUAAAUAGCAGCAAUAAUAUAAAAAAGAAUUAUUUAAAUGAAAAUAAUAAAAAAAUUUAUAAAAAAGAACAAAGCGAUAUAGAAGACUUAUAUAUAUGUGAUAAAGAGUACUCAAAUAUAAAAUGUAAAAGUAAUAAUUCGAAUGAAAAUAUCAAUAUACUUACUUCUUUAUUAAAAAAUACCGUUGAUAAUCUAAAAGAUGAUUAUAUUGAUAAUAAUUUAGUAUGUAAUGGAAAAGAGUCAAAUUCUUAUGUUUUAGAAAAUAAGAAAGUUAAUAAAAAUAAAAAUAAUAAUAGUAAUUUUAUAAAUUCGAAAGAAAAUAAUAUCUGGAAUAUUAGUAAUUGUGAUGAAACUUACUCAAAGGAAAAUAAAAUGAAGGAUAAUUGUAGUAGUAGCACUGAUUAUGCUAAUAAAUUAUUAAAAAAUAUAAUUAAUUUAAACAAUAAUGAUAAUACAUAUUUUAAGUUAAGCUCAGAAAUAGAAAGUGUUUAUAAUAUUAAUAUAAGAGAUAAUAUUAUAAAGUUAUUAAUUGAAUGUCAAAUAGAAGAUAAUUUAUAUGCUUUUAUGGAAACCUUUUAUAUAAUAUCUAUUUUUGUGCAUUAUAGUAAUAAUAUACUUGAGAAUUUUUGCAAUAGUGAUUUUUUAAAUAAGUUUAAUGAAUUUUUUCAAAAUAAAAAGUUUCAAAAUAACAGUUUUUUAAUAAUUUAUAUUUUAUUUACAUUAUAUUCUUUUCUUCCUAUAUGCACAUAUGAUGGAUCAAUAAUUUACGAAUAUGAAAAGAAAAAAAACAUAAAUGAUAAUAUAUUUGUAGAAAAUAUAGAAUAUUGUAAAGGUAAAAAUAUUGAUAUAGAUAAAGAAAAAGAAAAAAAUACAGAUAAUGAUGAUGAUAAAAAAAAAAGUUUAGAUAAUUUUUUUAGUUAUGAAAAAUAUGGUUAUAUAAUUUAUAAAUUUCCCAUUGAUGUUAAAAAACAUAAGUUAGAAUUUUAUAAAAAUAAUUUUAAUUAUUUAAUGACUCUGAUAAAAAUAAUUAUACCAAAUAUAUAUAAUAUAUAUGAAAGUGCCUUGUAUUUUGAUAUUAAAUAUUUGUGUAUAGUUAUUUCAUUAUCUCUUUUUAUUUCAUUAUAUAAAAUAUCUUUUUUUUAUUACAAUAAUUCGGACUUUGUUGAUUGCUUAGAUUAUAUUUUUUCUUUUUAUAAAGAAAUGUAUUCCUUUAUAAAAAGUAUAGUUUCUAAUAAUUUAUCAGAAUCUUCCGUUAUAAGUGGAAUUAUUAUGUGUAAAAUUAUUGAACAUUUUAGUAUAUUAAUAUCAAAAGAAGUCAGUUUUUCAUCUUUAAAUGAAAAAAUAAAUAAAAAUAAUAAUGAUAUUUUUAAUAAAUACUUAUGUAACAAAAUAGGAAAUUCUCUCAAUGAAAUAAACUCAUUAUAUAAUUCAAAAAAGCCUUAUUUAUUUGUGUUAACUAAUAUUAUAAAUAAGAUUUUAUUAAAAAAAAAGGAGGAAAUAGAUGAAAGUGAAAAGGAUAAUUGCAUAUGUUCUAAUAAAAAAGUAUAUAAUAUUAUAUUUCUCUAUUUUUAUGAUAUGUUUAAUGCUAAGAGUAUAUAUAAUUAUGAAAACAGCUUUUUAUUUUUCCAUCAUGAAAGAGAAAUGAAAAAUGUUGCUAUUGAGUUUACGUCAUUAUUUUUAAAUUAUAAAAAUUACAAUGAUUGCAAAAAAAAUUCCUCAUCUUCUAUCUCAAUACAUAAUAUAAUUGUAAACGAAGUUACAUGUUUUAAUAAUAUAGUUUUAUGUUACUAUUAUUUAAUUAAUUUAUUUUUUAAUUUAUCUUUAAUGCAUGAAAACUCAUCCAUAUACUUUUAUCAAUACAACAUAGCAAAGCGUUUAUAUUUUUUUUUAUUUCAAAAACUAUUCCAUUGUGAUUCAGAAAAAAAAGAAAAAAAAAAUACAGAACAGGAUAAUUUUGUUUUUGAUUUAACUAAAGAAAAAAAUAAAAGAAACAUUUUUAAUUUAUUAAAAAAUAUUGAUAGAAAUAUUCGUUUAUACAUUUUUUUAUAUGCAUUAUUAUUUACUAAUAAUAAGAAGAUGGAAGAAAUAGUGAUCAAUAUAUUUUUAAAUAGUGUAAGAACGUUAUACAACAUAUUUUAUGAUAUAUUUAAAAAGAAUAUUGAAGAAAUUGAUGACAAUGAAUUUAAAAAAAUAGAAUCUUUAGUAACUGAAAUUUUUGAUUCAUAUCAUUACUAUUUAAUUAUGAAUAAUCUUUCAUUUAAUAAUUGUUCAUUACUUAUAAAGUUAACCAAAGAAUGUUUAAAUAUAUAUGAUAAUUUACCUAUAUAUUUUUUUAAAGAAAAUAACAAUAUUGAACAAUGUCAGGAAAGAGAAGACAGUGAUACAAGAUGGAUAAAAAGUUAUGAUGAUUUUCCUUCAUUAAAAAAUGAUAACUCAUUCUUUAAUUUGAAAAGUAAAAAAAACAAUGAUACAACUACAAAAAGUGUAAAACAAAAUAAGAAAAAAAAAGGGAAAGAAGAUUCUAAUAGUAAGGAAUGUUUUAUAGAAAAUAUAGUAGAAAAAAAAAUAAAUAGCAAUGAAAAUAAUGAAAAAAAUGAAUCAAAAAAAAAUAAAAGUUUAAGAAAAGGACAUGAAGCAGAUAAAGAGAAAAUUAAAAACAAGACAGAGGAAUCCAAAAUAAAAGAAAAAGAAGUAGGAAUAUUAAAAGGAAAAGGAAAAGAAGAUAAAGAUAUUGAACAAGGAAAGGUAAAAGAAAAAGAAGUAGAAAUAAUAGAGAAAAUAGAAGAAAAUAAAGAAAAGGAAAAAGAAAAGGAGAAAGAGAUAGUAAAAGACAAUUCCAUAUCAAACUCUAAAUUAAAUAAAGAAAAAAAAAAAGUUUUAAAAAUUAAUAAUAAAAAGGAAUAUAGUUUUUAUGACUAUUUUAAUUCAAGUAACUAUAAAAAUGAUUUUGAUUAUAUGCAAAAAGAUUCUUUUUAUGAUAACCUAUUUAAUGAUAGUAAUAACAAGAAUAACAAAAAAAAAAGUAAGAGUAUAUAUAAUAAUUAUAAUUGUCAUUUUCCAAUGCAUUUAAGAAGAAAUGGUCUAUAUAUAGAUAAUAUUUCUGUUUUUAAUUCAUUAAAUAAAGGAAUACCAAUUUCUUUACAUGUAGAACAAAUGAAAAGUGAUAAAAAUGAAGAAAAAUUAGAAAAAGAAACAGAUUAUUUACACGAUGGAACAAAUAGUAAUUACAAAGAAGGACUAUAUAUUCCUUCUAAAAUUAAUAAAACAAAUUAUAAAAAAUCAUUAACUGAUAAUACUAAUGUAUUAAAUAAAAUUUCUAAAAAUUUAACAUAUAGAAAUACCUUCUCAAGGGAAAAUAUUUACACAAAUAAUUAUUUUGUCAGAAGUUUUAUUGACAGAAAAAGAAAUUUACAAGGAUCAUUUAAUAUAUUUGAAUCAUUUAAUAAAGUAGAAAAUUUUAUAAGAAAAAAUAUAAAUAAGAAUAAUAAAAGUUUUUAUUCAAAGUAUGAUCAUAAAAACGAAGAUUUAAUUGUUUUAUCUAUUAAUGGAAUAGAUGUUCAUAGUGAUUCUUGCCUAUCAGAAUAUUUAAUUAAAUUAGAUGAUGUGUAUUACAUAAACAAAAAUUCUUUAUGCUUAACAGAAGAAAAUAUAUUUUAUAACACAGAAAAUUUUUAUGUCUAUAAUGAUGUUGUUGAAAAUUUUGAAACAGAUUAUUAUAACUUAAAAAAUAAAAUAAAAUAUUUAUGGGACAGUAAUAAUAAUGCUCAUAAUAUCAAUUAUAAAAUUAUAAAAAAAAGAAAAAAUGAUGAAAGAUGCUCAGACCCCUUAGAAGAUGAAAUAAAUAAAAAAAGCAAUUUUUUUGUUACUUUAAAAAAAAAAAAAACCACUGAUUACAAUGAAGAGAAAAAAUAUUGUCAAAUAAAUGAAAAUGAAGAAGAUAUUUAUACCUAUGUUGAUUUGAGCACUUAUAAAAAAAUGAAGAGUAGUAUAGAUACCCCAUUGUACUGUAAAGUUAUUAAUGAAAAAUACAAUUUUUAUAAUAUAUCUUUUGAUUUAGUAAAAUAUUUAUAUAAUUCCAAUUCACAAAAUGACAUAAAUAGUCAAUAUGAUGAAAAAGAGGAUAUAAGCUUUUUUAAUUCUUUGAAAAAAGAUAUAAAUAAUGAUGUAAAGAAAAAAGGAGAAAUGAAUUAUAGUGAAAUGGAAAAUCUUCUUUAUAAAUACGAUUCAAGAAGAGAGGAUGAAGAAGAAGUGGUAUUCUAUAAAUCAGAAGAGGAAAAAUCCUCACACUUAUUAGACUACUUAAAAAAUAGAUAUAAAAAUAAAAAAAUUGAAUUUUUGUUUUCACAAAGUAAUUUUGUAGAAAACGAUUCUAUGUAUUUAUCGAAUUAUAUGAAAAAAGAAAUGAAAAAAGCAACAGAGCUUAUAUUUUUUGAUGAUCAUUAUAUUAAUAAAGAUAUCAUGCUAAGUACACAUUUACAUAACAUUAACUUUUUAAUGAAUAAUGAAAAAAAUUCAAAUAAUUCAAAAAGGAAGAAUCGUAUUGACCAAAUUGAAGUAAUGAGAGAAAAAGAAAGAUGCUUGUUUGAAAAAUAUAAAAAGGAAAAUUUCUUUAAAGCUUUAAACACUAAAGAAGAGAGAAAUAGUUACGAAUGUGAAUCAUUAUUGUUGAAAGAAAAUUUUACAUUAAAAGAAAAAGAAGAAUUUUAUUUAUUAUAUAAUUACAUGCCUGCAUACAGUGAAAUAAUUAAAAAAAAGAUUUUAGAUAAGGAAGAAAAAGAAGGAGAAAAUAUAAGUUCUCAGAAAAGAGAUAAACAUGAAAUUGAAAAAAAUAAAGAAAAAUAUAUUUUUAUAGACAAUGUGUACAAUUUUUUACUCUUUAAAUUUUUAUUUUUAUUAUGUAAGUAUUUCAAAAGAUGCGAUACUUCGUCUCUUCUCAAUUUUUAUAUAAACAACAAUCAAGAUAAUAAAAUUAAUAAAGUAAAUAGUGAAGUUAAUGUUGUGCUUACAGAAGAUACGAAAGAAGAAAUAAAUAAAAUGAAAUACAUUUUUGAAAAUAUGAACGAAAAAGAAAAUAACUUAACAGUAGAUGAUAUAAAAAAGAAAAAUUUUAUAUUAAAUAGUAUAAAUAAUAAAAUUAUAUAUUAUUUGAAUAAUCCAUUAUUUAUAUUUAGUGAAAAAUUGCCAUCCUGGAUUUAUAAAAUAUUUUAUUUAUUUAAUUUUGUUGUAGAUAUUGAUAUUAGGUUACUAUUUUUUGAAAUUACUUAUUUUGGAAAUUAUAGAGGUUUUUAUAAUUAUAAGCAAAAAAUAAAAGAGUUAGUAGAAAAAUUUAAUGAAAAAGUGAACUUUGGAAAUAGAAUAUUAACAGAAGAGCAUUUAUUAUCAGUAUGCUCUAAUUAUACAUACAAUUACGAUAAAAAAAAAUUAUUUAAUUUUCUAUCAGAUAAUACUACAUUAACUCUACCAAGAACAAAAAUUAAAUUGCAUAGAAAUAAAAUGAUUGACUCUUCUUUUCGUAUUUUUAAUCAUUUACAUUUUAUUAAUUCUAAUUAUAUCACUCCUUCAUUUUUAGAUAUAGAAUUUUUUAAUGAAGAAGGUACAGGUAUCGGUCCUUCUUUAGAAUUUUAUAACGAAGUUAUAGAAGAAUUAAAAAAAGAGAAAUUAAAAUUAUUUAAAAUAGAAGAUGGUUAUCUUUUUCCUAUAUCUUAUAAAAUUGACUUAAAUAAUUUUGAUUUUGAUUUAUUAAAGAAACCAAAGAACUCAGAUUUAAUGGGGAUAAAUAAGUCUUAUAAUUCUCAUAAUUCUCUUAAUUUUAAUUCUUAUCAAUCUUCAUCAGUAAAUAAAAGAAUCAACGUUAUUAGUGAAGGUUCAAAUGCAAAUAAUUAUAAUUCUGUUAAUAAUCUUAUUAAUCAUUUUCUUUUUUCGAUGAAUUCAAAUGUUUUUCAAAAAAACACAAAAAAUUUAAAUAAAUAUGAUGAUAUAUCAGAAGUAGAAUUGUUAGAUGCCAAAAUGAGAAAUAAAAAAAAUAAGAAAUAUUUUAAAAAUAUUUCAGAUAAUAGUAAAAAAAAUUCCAAAAAAUAUAAAAAUGUAAGGAGUCAUAAAAAAAAAUAUUUAUCUAAUAUAGAAAGUAGUCAAGAUAGUAAUGAUAAUAAAAAAAAAAAAGAGGAAAAAGUACAAGAAAAUGAAGAAAAAAAGAAAAGUGUAUUAGCAAAUGUACGAUCAAAAGAAACAAAACAAAAAAAAAAAGAUAAUAAUAUACAGAAGAAAGAAUCAUCCAAUAUAACUCUUAAUACAGCAUUAGAAAAAAGUAAUAUUUUUGAUAUAAAAGAAGAACAAACCGAAUUAGAUGAAGAAUACAUUAAUUCAGACAAAAAUAAAAAAAAAAGAAUUAGACGUUAUGUAGAGGUAGAUACAAAAGAGAAAAAAAAUGAAGAAGAAAAUAAAAAAAAAAGUAUAAGCUCUGAAAAAUGUGGCAUUAAAGAAAAAGAAGAAAUAGUUUAUUCUAAUGAAGAAAAUGACAAAUUGGAAGAAAUAAUAGAUGAAUUAGAAGAAGAAGGAAAAGAAAAUGAAGAGGAAGAGGAAGAGGAAGAGGAAGAGGAAGAGGAAGAGGAAGAGGAAGAGGAAGAGGAAGGGGAAGAGGAAGAGGAAGAGGAAGGGGAAGAGGAAGAAGAAGAAGAAGAAGAAGAAGAAGGAGAGGAAGAUGAAGAUGAAGAUGAAGAAGAUGAGGAAGAAGAAAGAGAAAUUGAUGAUUAUAAUGAUUAUGAGGAAGAUGAAGAUGAAGAAGAUGAUGAUGAUGAAAUAGAUGAUCAUUUGGAAGAUGAAAUAUAUGAUGAAAUAGAUUUUGAAAAUGAAGAUGAACAAAUUGAAGAAGAAAAUAAAGAAGAUGAAUAUGAAGUAGAAGGAGGAGAAGGAGAAGAAGAAAAAGAAAAUGAAAAAAAAUGUAUAAAAAGAAAAAAUAAAAAUGAUAAAAGUAACAUAUAUAAAUUAAGUGAAAUUAAAGAAUCUUUAAUCAGCUCUUCAAAUAAUCAUCCACCUUUAGAAAAAGUUGAAGAUAUAUCGGAUAUAUCUGACAAACCAAAACGUAAAAGUAGUAUAAAUUUAAAAGAAAAAAAUAGAAAAAAUUGUUGUAAGUUAUUAGAUAAAAAUAUGAAUUCAAAAAGAACAAGUGAAGACAUAUCUAAAAAAAAAAAAAUAGAGAAAAAAGAAAAAGAAGAAAAAAUAAAAAAUAAAGAGAACAAAGAUACUGUAAACCAAAAGAUAACGGAAGAAAUAGAAAUGAAAAGAAAGGAGGAAAUAGAAGAUAACGAAAAGAAAGAAAUAGAAGGAAAAGAAAAUAAAAAAGUGCAGAUAAAAAAGUAUAAACUAUUUACGAAAGAUUUUGAAGAAAAUUUUUUGAAAGAAGAAAAUAAUUUAAAUUUAAAAAAAAAGAAUGAAGCAAAAAAAAAGAUUAAUUUAAAUAACCAAAUUAAGUUAACACAAUCUGUAACACAUAAUAUAAUUAAUUCUCUUUUUAGUGAAAUAGAGAAUAAAAAUCCUGUAAAAGAGGAAAAUAAAUAUGUUGAUAAAAAGGACAGUGAAAAUGCUAACAAAAAAAUAAAUGAAAAUAAUGAUAAAAAAACAAAUGAAAAUAUAACUAAAAAAUCAAAUGAAAAAGAUAAAAAGAAGUAUGUAAAUAUAAAUCAAGACACUUUAGAAAAUAGAUUAUUUAAAUAUUUCAAAUUAUUAGGUCAAUUAUGUGCUAAAAUAUUAACAGAUAAUAGAAAUGUUAAUAUUAAUUUACAUCCUUUAUUUUGGUAUCUUGUAAUGAAUAAUUCUGGAUAUGUUAAUUUAUCAAAAUUUCAUCACUAUCAAGCGAUUGAUAGAGUAAAUAUGAAUAGUAUAAAUAAAUUAUUAGAGUACAGAAAAGAAAAUAAGAAUAUAGAAGAUUUGCACUUAGAUUUUACUUUAUUAGGAAGUGAUCCACCAGUCGAAUUGAUACCAAAUGGAUCAAAUAUAUCAGUGAAUAAUGAAAAUUUAAAUUUGUUCAUUAAUAAAACUAUUGAGCAUUCUUUAUAUGAAGGGAUUAAAUUUCAAAUAUGGGCAUUCCGAUUUGGAUUUAGUACAAUUGCACCACUUAUAUGUACAAAUAUUUUUGAUGAAGAAGAAAUUUGUGAAUACUUAUUUGGAAGCAAUAUAGAAAAUGAUGCUUAUUGGACAAAAUCCCACUUGUCUACUUAUAUUAAACCAGAUCAUGGCUACACAAAUGAUUCUAUUACAUUUAUUACAUUAAUUGAAAUACUUUCUGAAUUUAAUAAUGAAGAGAGAAGAAUGUUUGUCAAAUUUUGUACUGGUACAUCAUCUUUACCUAAUAACGGAUUUUCAGCUUUAAAACCUUUAAUGAAAGUAGUUAAAAAAGAAGAUAAUAAUGACCUUCCUAGUGUUAUGACCUGUACAAAUUAUUUAAAAAUUCCUGAUUAUAAAGAUAAAGAAAAAUUAAGAGACAGAUUGCUUUAUGCUAUUCGUGAAGGCCAAAAGAACUUUUCGUUAUCAUAG
Messenger RNA from Plasmodium relictum, 10221 nucleotides. Its product is annotated as ubiquitin transferase, putative. Gene Ontology annotation, molecular function: ubiquitin protein ligase activity. NCBI's taxonomy places the organism in Eukaryota, Apicomplexa, Aconoidasida, Haemosporida, Plasmodiidae. Gene Ontology annotation, biological process: proteasome-mediated ubiquitin-dependent protein catabolic process; protein polyubiquitination. The record is from RefSeq and is a predicted model, not a curated record.